UAACUUCUCAAGUUCCAUAUGAAGAGCAAAGUGAGUAAAAAUCCAUAUUUUUAUGUAUGAUAUCAGAUUUUCCUGAAUAUUAUUAUUAUUAUUUUUUAGAACGUUUCUAGAAUUAACUUGAGGUUUGAUGAGAAAGUGAAGCCAUAUACAGAUUCAGAAAAGAAAGCAAUGUACGGAGGGGUUGGGAAAGGAAAAUCUUCCCUUUCUGAUGUGCUUCCUCUGUCAGAUUCGGACAACUACGUGUGUACUCCUAUUUCUAUUCACAAGUCUUGGAGUAUGCUCAGGAGGAUUUGGGAAUCCUGUAACAGAUGAUGUGAGCAGGCUGAUCUUAUUGAAACACAAUAUUCCAAAGGAUUAUAACAUUUCUAUACAUUAUAUUCCCAAAGAGAGGAGUGGUGUGUGCUGCGUUCUAUUGAAUAUCUAUCCACUGGAACAAAGCCUUAGGGAACUGGCCCGAGUGUUUGGUGCCAUUUCUUCCAACAAAGAUAAUAUUAUGAUCUUCAUCACCAUGCUGCAAAAUCUACGUUUCCAAUUUGAUCAUGAGGAGCUGGAGGCAACAAUGCAAGUCUUUAAAUGCCACUAUAGGGCGGUCAAAUGGCCAUCUGGGCAGUAUUUUGACUAUAUCAGAGAUAUUUUGAAUUCUGCAGCUCAGGGAGAAGGAGGAUUCCGCUGUGUGCCUCCACCCUGCCCUGCCCCUACUACACCAGGAAGUGAAGCACAGGAUCAUGAACAGACUCGGUCAAGGGGGAGUCUGCUGUCCCUGCUUCCGAUCCCAGUCACAGCCUGCGUGUUCCUCAUUGUGUGGAUGAUUCAAUCUAGAAGAGAAGGCUCCCCAGAGAGUAACCCAGAGAGAGGCCAUAGAAGGCUGUCCACUAAUGUGGAACGGACCAUAAACAUCCUUAUUCCACCAGUCACCAGUACAACUGACACACCAAUAAUGGGGGAAGCCUGAUCACCACUGAGGGAGCAGAUGAAGCCAACAUCAAGAACUGCAUAGAGAGCAGAAAGCUCCCCCUCUGAACAGGUGUCACUCUGAACAGGUGUCACUCUGAACAGGUGUCACUCUGAACUGGUGUCACUCUGAACUGGUGUCACUCUGAACUGGUGUCACUCUGAACUGGUGACACUCUGAACUAGUAUCACUGAUUCUUCUUGGGUGAUAUCCCUGAGAGAACGGAGCUGAAAUCUCUUAUUUAGUAUCUUUGACAUAUCGGAGCUGAUAUCUCUAAAAUAUAGGGGUCUCACUUAAACAAGGGACAACGGUGAUAAGACAAUCAACUGCUUACUCGAACUAUAUCAUUUGGUCUGUCAUAUAUUUUGACACAACACCAUGUAUCACAGCUUCCUACCUUGUCUAUCUCUGUCUAAUCAGAGAUUUUGACAUGUCAACAUAUCAGAGAUAUUCUCCACCGAGACUGGACUUUGUUGUUGCCGAAAGAUCUAUUGCUGCUGUGUGGCCACAGAGUGUGUGCUGUCUCACCCCCUCUUUGAGUCACAUCAUCAGUGUGUGUGCGACUACAGUAUGACAGUUUAACUGCCAGCUGUGUGUGUAUGUAUGUGUGUGUGUGUGUGUGUGUGUGUGUGUGUGUGUGUGUGUGUGAGAGCUACCCUGCUCUGGAUGAUCUCAGUGAGGGCCAUAAGAAGGGCUUGUUCUCGCCACAAAAGAAAAGAGCCGUAGGCUGAAGGAAAUACCAGUUCCAUGCUAACCGACAGAGACAGAUCCAUAUGAAUCAAAAACCGUUUGAUCCUCAAUCCCCAGACAGCAGGAAAUCAGGAUUCUCUGCCAUCUCCUCUCAGGCUGCACUAUCACACGCAUUAUGAAGCCUUCUCACUGGGCACAGACGUCAAUUCAACGUCUAUACCACGUUGGUUCAAUUUAAUUUUAUUGAAAUGACGUGGAAACAACUUUGAUUCUACCAGUGUGUGCCCAGUGGGUUAGAACUAACUGAUUUCAAGCAUAAGUUAUGGCUGCUUUUUAACAGAUACAGAUACAGUUUCUAUGCUUGAUUCCCUCAGAACCUGCAGUUGGUCUCAGCUGUAGCAGGACAGUCACUGUGCAGUCUGGGAGGUUUUUUUGUACAACUCUGUAUCACUGCGUGAACACCUAGACACUUUGUGUAUAUAGUGUAUUGUAGAUAGUGUAUGCAGUGUAGUGUAGAUAGUGUAUGUAGUGUAGAUAAUGUAUGCAAUGUAGAUCAUGUAUGCAAUGUAGAUAAUGUAUGCAAUGUAGAUAGUGUAUGUAGUGUACAGUACAUGUGUCUCAUGUUUGAGUCCAGCAUCAUUCACAGUCUCAUUCACAGAUCUCACGGUCAGUAAUCUGCUCAUGAAAAUAGUUAAUAUAAUGCUAGAAUAUUGCAUUCAUUUAAAUCAGACAUUUGGUUGAGGUCCAUAUGAGGACUUGUUUUGGGGGGCUGAAGUGAUUGUAACUUUGAAGUAAUGUUGAGGUCAUAACACCUUUUGUUUAACUUCUUUAGCUCUAGCUUUGCAUAUGGACAGAUAAUGUGUUUCAAAACUUCAAAUGAUUUUUAUAUACACUUAAACCAUGACAAAUACUGUAAGUCAUUACCAUGAUGAUGAUGAUGAUUAUGGUCAUGUGAUCUGAAUGAUUGCUUUCUUACCAUAUUG
Messenger RNA from Oncorhynchus tshawytscha (Chinook salmon), 2625 nucleotides. RefSeq lists its product as uncharacterized. Lineage: Eukaryota; Metazoa; Chordata; Actinopteri; Salmoniformes; Salmonidae. The coding region runs from base 209 to 952 and encodes 247 amino acids. Gene Ontology annotation, cellular component: plasma membrane. The transcript is spliced from 6 exons. Gene Ontology annotation, molecular function: stem cell factor receptor binding; cytokine activity. The record is from RefSeq and is a predicted model, not a curated record. Gene Ontology annotation, biological process: cell adhesion; positive regulation of cell population proliferation.